This is a messenger RNA of Dentiscutata erythropus, 210 nucleotides long. Lineage: Eukaryota; Fungi; Glomeromycota; Glomeromycetes; Diversisporales; Gigasporaceae. The record is from the annotation of a GenBank genome assembly.
AUGUCAAAACCGAUUAAACUUUGUAAUAUAUCAGACUAUGGAAACUUUAUUGACAAAUUCGAUACGUUCUUGCUUGAUUGUGAUGGUGUUUUGUGGAGGGAUAAUGAUGUAAUAUCAGGUAAAAGAAUUUUGUUCGUCACGAACAAUAGUUCAAAAUCUCGUGCUGAUUAUCUUUUAAAAUUCAAGAAAUUGAAUAUUGAAGCAAAUGAG